UAUAUGAAAUACAUGCAUGUAUGUAUAAUCCCUACAUCAUACUAUAUGGAUUAGAGAUUAUUCUUCUGGAGUUUAUAUAUUUGUUUCACUAAAACUCCAUUUCAAAAUUCAACUAUCGAGAUUUCUGUAAAUUGAAAAGUAUAUAUAUGAAUAAAUAUGUAUGUAUAACAUUACUAUCAACAUAAUGAUUUCAAUGCGGCAGUAAGAAAUGUUCUGUGAGCUAUAUGAGUAGGCCAAGAACAGAGUGUCAUCGUGUAUUCGUUAUCAGAAUACCAUUGGCAGACCACCACAUAUAUCACACCAAACCCAGAUAACUGUCGCAUCAGCAGCAAAAUGGCAUGGACACCACGGAAUGAGGGUCUGCAGCAGCUGCUCCCGAUACUCAAGGAAGCACAGUCUCCAGACACAGGCACGCAGCUAGUUGUGCGAAUGAAGCUGAAGGAAUUCCACUGCUUCCCGGACUUCAACAACUAUCUGAUCUAUGUGCUGACUAAACUGAAGACAGAGGACGAGCACACGAGAUCCCUCUGCGGUUUAAUCCUCAAAAACAACAUCCGCAUGCACGGCACCACUCUGCAACCGGAGAUCGUUGAGUACAUCAAGCACGAGUGCCUGCAGGCAGUGGGCGACUCUUCGCCCCUGAUCCGUGCCACAGUGGGCAUCCUGAUCACCACCAUAGCCAGCAAUGGCGGUCUGCACAACUGGCCGCAGCUGCUUCCAUCUCUCUGCGAAAUGCUCGACAACCAGGACUACAAUGUGUGCGAGGGAGCCUUCAGUGCCCUGCAGAAAAUUUGCGAGGAUUCUGCUGAGAUUUUGGACUCCGCAGCGCUCAACAGGCCAUUAAACAUAAUGAUUCCAAAGUUCCUGGAGUACUUCAAGCACAGCAGUCCAAAGAUCCGCUCCCACGCCAUUGCCUGCAUAAACCAUUUUAUUAUAAACAGAUCACAGGCCCUGAUGCUAAACAUAGACAGCUUCAUUCAGAACCUCCUACACCUGUCUUCGGAUGAUGACCCCGUGGUUUGCAAGAACGUUUGCAACGCACUGGUGUCUCUGGUGCAGGUGUGCAUGGACCUCAUGAUACCGCACAUGUCGCAGAUUGUUGGGUACAUUUUGUUGCGCACCCAGGACGCCGACGAGGACGUGGCUCUGCAGGCCUCCGAAUUCUGGCUGUCAUUAGGAAGGCAUAAAUGCUGCAGGAAUAUGCUGGCUCCCAUUUUAUCUCAGUUGCUCCCAGUCCUAGUGCACCGAAUGCACUACACGGAGGUCAACAUUAUUCUUCUGAAGGGCAAUGUGGAUACAGAUGACGAGGAGCCUGAUAGACCGCAGGAUAUCAGUCCACGUUUCCACAAGUCCCGCGCACACGUAAUAAAUACGGAAUUGGAAGAAGACCCCGACGACAAGUCGUUUUUGGAAUGGAACUUGCGUAAGUGCAGCGCUUCUUCCCUCGACAUGGUGGCUAAUAUUUUCCACGAGGAUUGCUUACCCGUCAUGCUGCCCAUCCUCAAGGAGACGCUUUUCCACCAGGAGUGGGUGAUCAAAGAGAGUGGUGUCCUGGCCUUGGGAGCUAUCGCGGAGGGCUGCAUGCAGGGCAUGAUCCAACACUUGCCAGAGCUGAUUCCCUACCUAAUAAGCUGUCUGUCCGACAAGAAGGCACUGGUGCGCUCCAUUACAUGCUGGACGCUCUCGCGAUACGCCAAUUGGGUGGUCAAUCAGCCGCACGACCAGUACUUGAAGCCGCUCAUGGAAGAGCUGCUGAAGCGCAUCCUGGACUCGAAUAAGCGCGUUCAGGAAGCUGCGUGCUCUGCCUUUGCCACUCUGGAGGAGGAGGCCUGCACGGAACUGGUGCCCUACCUGGAGUAUAUUCUAAAGACGCUCGUCUUUGCCUUCUCCAAGUACCAGCACAAGAAUCUACUGAUACUGUACGAUGCAGUGGGUACUUUGGCAGACUCCGUCGGGCAUCAUCUAAAUAAACCGCAAUACAUUGACAUCUUAAUGCCUCCACUAAUUGAUAAGUGGAACCUGCUGAAGGACAACGACAAGGAUCUGUUCCCUUUGCUGGAGUGCCUGUCGAGAAUCGCCAUUGCCUUGCAGUCCGGCUUUCUGCCCUACUGCGACCCGGUGUUUCGCAGGUGCAUCUCCCUCAUUGAGCAGACUAUGAAUCAGGAAAAGCUGUGGGAAGAAAACCCAACAUUAGACUACCCCGACAAGGAGGUCAUGGUAGCUGCCAUAGAUCUGCUCUCUGGCUUAGCCGAAGGAUUGGGCGGCCUCAUCGAGCCACUGGUGGCCAGCAGCAACAUAGUGCAUCUCCUCGACAAAUGCUUGCAUGACGUUAUGCCUGCAGUUCUCCAAUCUUCGCUUGCCCUGCUGGGUGAUUUGAGCAAGGCCUGUUUUUCCCAGGUACACCCCUUCACCGUCGAAUUCUUUUCGAGCAUAGUGAUAAACCUAAACUGUAGCUACAUCGAGGUGUGCAACAAUGCAAUUUGGGCCUUAGGGGAAAUGUGCUUGAAAUUGGGUGAGGCAGCCAAGCAGUACAUAUGGGUAGUGAUUAGCAACCUUCUGCAAAUACUCAACCGGCAGAAUAUUCCAAAAACUCUUCUGGAGAAUACGGCAAUAACAAUUGGUCGCCUAGGAUAUGCGUGUCCAGGUAUUGUGGCUCCCCAUUUGCCCGAAUUUGCACGGGUGUGGUGCACGUUACUACGUCAUAUACAGGACAACAGCGAGAAGUAUUCGUCCUUUAUGGGAAUGUGCCAUAUGAUCAGGGUGAAUCCAGAAGGCAUUAUGACCGACUUCAUAUUCUUUUGCGAUGCAGUUGCCUCGUGGGAGAAUCCCCCACAGGAUCUGCGACAGAUGAUUCAAAAUAUUAUACAAGGCUUUCAGGACCAAAUGGGUGGGGAAAACUGGCUAAGUUUUAGAGAUCAGUUUCCACCACUUCUGACCUACCGGUUGAACAACCUGUACAACAUCUGAUACCUAUCAGAACUUGACCAGCUAGCUUGAACCAUCAUUCUAAGUUAACGUUGAUUUUGAAAGCUAUACUAAAGGCAAACUAAGUAGCAACAAAAUAUGGAAACGUUACCAAAAAAGGUGGUCAGCAAUUGAAAAAUAUUUAUUACGAUUUUUCGAUAUUUUAGUAUAUGAAAUACUUUAAAUCGGUCGCUUUAUGUAAAUAAAAUAAAA
This is a messenger RNA of Drosophila erecta, 3177 nucleotides long. RefSeq names its product transportin-2. The record is from RefSeq and is a predicted model, not a curated record. The transcript has 9 exons. Gene Ontology annotation, biological process: protein import into nucleus. Gene Ontology annotation, cellular component: cytoplasm; nucleus. Bases 334 to 2967 code for a protein of 877 amino acids. Gene Ontology annotation, molecular function: nuclear import signal receptor activity; small GTPase binding. Lineage: Eukaryota; Metazoa; Arthropoda; Insecta; Diptera; Drosophilidae.